Messenger RNA from Zea mays, 1776 nucleotides. RefSeq lists its product as uncharacterized. Gene Ontology annotation, biological process: protein phosphorylation. The record is from RefSeq and is marked provisional. NCBI's taxonomy places the organism in Eukaryota, Viridiplantae, Streptophyta, Magnoliopsida, Poales, Poaceae. Gene Ontology annotation, molecular function: ATP binding; protein kinase activity.
CCUCCUCCAACUCUUCUCCCUCCGGCCGUUGGUGGGGAGGAGGACGGAAGAUAGCAUCGCCACCAGCUUCUUUUCCUCCCUCCUCCUCCAUCAUCCAUCUCUCUCUGCCUCUUCCUUCCACCUGAAGGAAGCCGGUUCGGGCGUCCUGCUCUCGCUCAGCUCGGCACCCCCGCGGAAACCGAACCAGGAGAGCCCAGCCCCGUCUUCUUGGUUGCUCGUCUCUCUGUUUGUCAGCAGCCUGCUGCUGCUCUUGCUUCGGCUUCAGAGAGGCGCCAGGGCGCCCAGCGGAUUGCCUCCGUUCUUGGUGCUCUCCGAAGAAGAGAUAGUAGAAGAUAGAGAUCGGAAGGAUUGUCUCCCAUGGGGAACUGCUUGGGGGGCAGCUCCUACGUCAACAAGGUCUCCUCCACCGCAAAGCCAGAGAGUCCUCCUAAGGUGCAGAGCCCGUCGGAAGUGGACCGGAGCGACGACCGCAAGCUGCCAUCGAACCCGGGCGAGGUAGAGGCCCUGCGGCGGGGCGCGUCGGCGGCGACGCGGCGGAACCCGCUCGUGGCCUUCUCCUUCUCCGAGCUCAGGACGGUGGCCAACGACUUCCGGAAGGACGCGCUCAUCGGCGGCGGCGGAUUCGGCCGGGUGUACAAGGGUUCCUUCGCGCCGCCGGCCGGGGCGGCAGACCCGAGCGGCGGCACCCUCCCGGUGCCGGUGGCCGUCAAGGUGCACGACGGCGACAACAGCUUCCAGGGCCACCGGGAGUGGCUGGCGGAGGUGAUCUUCCUGGGCCAGCUCUCCCACCCGAACCUGGUGAAGCUGGUCGGGUACUGCUGCGAGGGCGAGCACCGCGUGCUGGUGUACGAGUACAUGGCCCUGGGCAGCGUGGAGUCGCACCUCUUCUCGCGCACGUCGCCGCCGCUGCCGUGGGCCACGCGGAUGAAGAUCGCGCUGGGCGCGGCGCGCGGGCUGGCGUUCCUCCACGACGCGGAGCCCCGCCCCGUGAUCUACCGCGACUUCAAGACCUCCAACAUCCUGCUGGACGCCCACUUCAACGCCAAGCUCUCCGACUUCGGGCUGGCCAAGGACGGGCCAGUCGGGGAGCAGUCGCACGUGUCCACCCGCGUCAUGGGCACCUACGGCUACGCGGCGCCCGAGUACAUGAUGACGGGCCACCUCACGGCGUCCAGCGACGUCUACAGCUACGGCGUCGUGCUGCUCGAGCUGCUCACGGGGCGGCGCUCGCUGGACCGCUCACGCCCGCCGCGGGAGCAGGCGCUCACCGACUGGGCGCUCCCGGCGCUGCCGCACAAGAAGCGCGUGCAGGGCAUCGUGGACCCAAGGCUGGCGGGCGCCGGCUGGGACGACCCGCCGCCCGCCAGGGCCGUGCAGAAGACGGCCAUGCUCGCGUACCACUGCCUCAACCGCAACCCCAAGGCGAGGCCGCUCAUGCGCGACGUCGUCGCGUCGCUGGAGCCGCUACAGCAGCCGCCGGAGGACCCAAACGCCCACGCCGCCUUGUGAUGUGAGUAGUGUGUUGUUGAGACAUCGGAGAUCUGCCAAUGCAAGCUGCUGGCCGGAUGAAGUGCAGCAGGAACGGCGGCUGGCUGGUCGGGGCUGUCCUUGUCCUUCCCGGCUGUCCGUUCCGUGGAACGAAAAGGAACGAAGCAAGGUACAUGAUGUGACUGAUGGAAGUAUGUGCGCGUGUAUCAUAUGGUUGGUACUAGCUUAGCUAGGCAUGGGCAGAGACGAUACAUGCAUCAUUGCUUCUUCAUUGUUUCCAGUUUAGUU